AACAUGUGCAGUACUAGAUUUGUGCCUGACAUCCAUAUCAAUCCACACAUAAUGCAUUUAUGUUGAUUGAAAUGCUUAAAAGUUACCAGUUGUUGAUAAAUAUUAUUUACAAUUUAGAUUAAAUUAAACGAAAGUUGAUAGUUUUAAAUGAAAUACCAAUUAAGUAAGACAAAUGGGCUACAAUGUAAUUGUAUGAAAAGUGAUGUGACAGUGAGGCUUUAUUGUGUAAUUAUGUAAUUCACCCAGUUCAACAUUAUCGAUGAAUAACACUCGAACACUCGAGAAAGAAGAGAAAGAAAAACACAUUACACCACCUAGUCAUCAAACAGUUUAUAAAUGGAAUAAUACAUUCGCUUGACGUAUGAUUGAAAAAUAGAGAAAAAUCACAGAGAAUAUAUAUAAUUAGGAAAUUCACAGAGCAAUGCUGUUGGAAAAAUGGAUGUUCAACCGCCACCGCCACCUUUUGUUAAAACAAUCGAAUGGGAUAUGAUGAACAAAAGUAAAUUCAUUCCCUUAUCAAUGCUAAGUUCGUUUUGCGUUCGUUGUUGCUUUUAUCCUCUAACGCUGAUCAAAACUCAGCUGCAAGUGCAGUUUAAGAAUGAUGUGUACAAUGGUUUGUUUGAUGCAGCGUGUAAAAUUUACAAAACCGAAGGAGCUCGUGGUUUGUACAAGGGCUUUUGGAUAUCAUCGGUGCAAAUUGCAUCCGGAGUUUUUUAUAUAAGCACCUAUGAAGGUGUGAGGCAUUUAAUGACACAAUAUGGCUCGGGUGAUAGAGCCAAAGCACUGGUGGCCGGUGGCUGUGCCUCGAUGGUCGGACAAACGCUUAUUGUUCCCUUUGAUGUGAUAUCGCAACAUGCAAUGGUCCUUGGUAUGGGCGGUGCAAAAGCGAGCAAAUCCUUACAAAUCAAUCCACUACAAAUUAAAACAAACCAAAGUCGAAUGCGUAUCGCUAUUGAUAUCGCUACUGCAAUACUACAAAAAGAUGGAAUUAAGGGUUAUUAUCGCGGCUAUACGGCUAGUCUGAUAGCCUACGUUCCUAAUUCGGCGCUAUGGUGGACUUUUUACCAUUUGUAUCAAGAUAAUCUGCUGAGCGUUCUACCCUCAAAUGUAUCACAUUUAUUUAUUCAGUGCGUCGCUGGUGGUUUGGGAGGAUUCACAUCUACCAUCAUAACAAACCCGUUGGACAUCGUUCGGGCUCGGCUCCAGGUUCAACGUCUUGACUCAAUUCGAUUAGCGUUCCAUUUGCUGUGGAAAGAAGAACAUAUGCAUAUGUUCUUCAAAGGACUUUCUGCACGCUUAAUACAAUCGGCUGCGUUUUCAUUCAGCAUUAUAUUAGGUUAUGAGACGAUAAAACGAAUUUCCGUUAAUGAACAAUAUAAACAUUUAGUGAAGUGGUAGCCUAAUUCUUUUUUGUUUGUUUGAUUGUUUGUAGAUAAAAAAAAAAUAUUAUGAUUUCGGAAAAUAAUAAAAUUUCACCAUAUUUAUUUUAAAAAA
Messenger RNA from Sitodiplosis mosellana (orange wheat blossom midge), 1494 nucleotides. Its product is annotated as solute carrier family 25 member 44. Lineage: Eukaryota; Metazoa; Arthropoda; Insecta; Diptera; Cecidomyiidae. Gene Ontology annotation, biological process: transmembrane transport; branched-chain amino acid catabolic process. Gene Ontology annotation, cellular component: mitochondrion. The transcript is spliced from 3 exons. Gene Ontology annotation, molecular function: branched-chain amino acid transmembrane transporter activity. Bases 436 to 1398 code for a protein of 320 amino acids. The record is from RefSeq and is a predicted model, not a curated record.